AUGAUAGAUGCAAAACUCGAGGCAAAUUCACAACAUAAUAUUUACAAUAUUAAUCGCGUGAUAAUGGAAAGAGCAAUUAAAAAGACUGAAAAAUUAAUUGAUACUGCUGAAGAUGAUCAAGAAAAAAAUGAAUUAGAAGAGAAUUAA
Molecule: messenger RNA, 147 nt
Organism: Entrophospora candida
Lineage: Eukaryota; Fungi; Glomeromycota; Glomeromycetes; Entrophosporales; Entrophosporaceae
Source: the annotation of a GenBank genome assembly